AUGUGGGUGAGCUUUUCGUCGGCCUUCGGCUAUGACUUGAGUGCCUCUGCUGUGGUGGCGAGGCUUCGCUUGUCUCUGAGGCUCAAGCGCAAGUGGAGGCCGUUUCGGGUGUUUUUGGAGCGGUUCAAAGAGGUGGGGGUGGGCGGAGGGAACAGCCUCAUUCUACCGACCAUCGCUCUGAACAGCCAAGGCAAGGGCAUCAUAGCAGCGUCACUAGCAGGGCGUUCCUUCUACCCCUCAGCUGCCUAUGCCACUCUCAACGCCAAUGUGGAUGUCGGCCGCAUCAACAUUGUUGGCCCGGGGAAAGCGCCUCUCGACGACUACACUGCAUACGAGACUGGAAGGAUGCGAUACGGCGACUACAUGACAGCGACGGUGGACGAGGAGGGCAACGCGUGUGCGGCGGUGCAGUAUGUGGCGGGGCAGCCGCGCACCGAGUGGAGCAACUGGGCUACCUUCGUCUUCAAAGUCGACCUGCAAGGGGGGACGGACGGGGGGAACGGGGACGGGGAUAAUGGGGGGAAUGGGGAUAAUGGGGGGGAUGGGGGGGAUGGGGAGAACGGGAAGAGGUAG
Messenger RNA from Closterium sp. Naga37s-1, 573 nucleotides. The record is from the annotation of a GenBank genome assembly. NCBI's taxonomy places the organism in Eukaryota, Viridiplantae, Streptophyta, Zygnematophyceae, Desmidiales, Closteriaceae.